AUGGCGUCAACAGGCAAAACCAAAGCCGUAGCUCUUCCAACCCCCAUUUCAAGCGCUAAUGGCCAACAAGGAGCUGGAGCAAAGGGAGCAGCAGCAGCAGCAGCAGCAGCAGUGGAUCAGCAUUCGUCACCGGUCGACAAGGAUCGAUUUGUGCUCAAGUUGAACCAGCUCGCAGAGAGUCGUAGUCCCUAUGUCCGUGGUCAUGUGAACAAUCCGGUUCACUGGCAGCUAUGGACAGAAGAAACGCUGGCCCUUGCGAAGAAACACAACAGAAUAGUGUUUGUCAGUAUUGGGUAUGCAGCUUGUCACUGGUGCCAUGUUAUGGAACGUGAGAGCUUCGAGAACGAAGAGGUCGCCCGUGUCCUUAACGAGCAUUUUAUCCCGAUUAAGAUCGACCGAGAAGAGAGGCCAGAUAUUGAUCGUAUCUACAUGAACUUUGUACAAGCUACCACAGGCUCUGGCGGGUGGCCACUCAAUGUCUUCCUCACCCCAGAUCUACAGCCCGUCUUCGGCGGAACAUACUGGCCAGGCCCACGCGCUGGGGGCGCAGUAGGGGAACAAAUUGGCUUCCUAGAGGUUCUGGAGAAGAUCGUGAAGGUUUGGAAAGAACAGCAGCAGAAGUGCCUGAUGUCUGCAAGUGACAUCAUGAAGCAAUUGAAAGACUUCACAGACGAAGGUUUGAAAGGUGGCGAGGGCGAGGGUCUUGAAUUGGACCUGCUGGAAGAGUCUUAUCAACACUUUAUGGCCCGCUAUGACCCAGUAAAUGGUGGGUUCGGGAGUGCUCCCAAGUUCCCUACUCCCGUCAACCUAGCUUUCCUUCUACGGUUGGGUACAUUCCCAGCUACAGUGCAAGACAUCGUUGGUGAAAUGGAGUGUCGCAACGCAAAGUCCAUGGUGAUAGCAACUCUUGAGAAAAUGGCGAGCGGGGGUAUCCACGAUCAUAUUGGUCAUGGAUUCUCCAGAUAUUCUGUGACUGAGAACUGGAGUUUACCCCACUUUGAGAAGAUGCUUUAUGACCAAGCACAGCUUCUGAGUAUUUAUCUUGAUGCCUGGUUGGUAACCAGUUCUGAAAAGCUGCUUGAUGCUGCCAAGGAUAUUACGGAUUACAUCUGUUCAGACGCGUUAAAGAAUCCCGGGGGAGGUUUCUUCUCUUCGGAGGAUGCGGACUCUCUUUAUAGGAAAACAGAUACAGAGAAGAGAGAGGGAGCAUUCUACGUCUGGACAAGGAAAGAGUUCGAUACGAUCCUUGGAGAGCAAGAAGCCUCUAUAUGCGCCAAGUACUGGAACGUCCAUCGUGAUGGAAACGUUGACCCUGAGCAAGAUCCACAUGAUGAGUUUAUUGCCCAAAACGUUUUGUCCGUUGUUUCGAACGUGGAGAAGCUCAGCCAGAUGUACGGGAUGGGUCCCGAGAAGAUAAGUGGCAUAAUUAGCACCUCCCGCAAGAGGCUAUUGGAACACCGUUUGAAAGAAAGGUCAAGACCCAACCUAGAUGACAAGAUCAUCACAAGCUGGAACGGACUGGCAAUUGUUGGGCUUGCCAAGGCCGCUGCCACUUUGGCUGAAGUCGACCCGGCACGGGCUAAGACUUGUCUUAAGAAUGCCGAAGAGACAGUUGCAUUCAUCAGGAAAAACCUCUACGAUGAGAAGACUGGUAUCCUGAAAAGAGUCUACAGAGAAGGCCCGGGAGAAACACCAGGAUUCGCGGACGAUUAUGCGUUUUUGAUUUCCGGAUUGUUGCAUAUGUACGAGACAACCUUUGACGUGAGCUAUCUGCAGUGGGCAGAUAGGUUACAAAAGAAGCAGAUUGACCUUUUCUGGGACCCUGAAAAUGGCGGGUUUUUCUCCACCAGCGAGAAUGCAUCAGAUCUAAUUUUGAGACUUAAAGAUGGACUUGAUUCCCAAGAGCCAUCCACCAACGGUGUCUCUGCAAACAACCUUUUCCGCCUAGCUACAAUCCUUGGAGAUUCAAGUCUUGAAGAGCUCGCCCAGAAGACAUGCUCCGCAUUCUCACCGGAGCUCUUACAGCAUCCGUUCCUGUUCUCAUCAUUGAUGCCAUCGAUAGUGGCCUCAAAUCUGGGCAUGCGCUCUGUCGUUCUUGCUGGUAAUCCGGAAGAGCCAACACUUGCAGCGCACCUGAAGCAUUUGCGAAAGAAGCUAUUGACAAACACAACGAUCGUACAGCUUGAUCCCGCAAAGAAGGACUCGCUAGAUUGGUUACUCAGGAGAAACUCUUUGCAUGAUGCGCUUUUGAAGAGGGCAGCUAGGAAAGGCGGAAAACCUGUAGUCCAGGUUUGUGAGGGUACAAAAUGCUUGGACGCAUUCGAGAUGAGCGAUAUUGAGAGUGUUCUUGAGGAAUUGGGCUGA
This is a messenger RNA of Morchella importuna, 2364 nucleotides long. RefSeq lists its product as uncharacterized. The coding region runs from base 1 to 2364 and encodes 787 amino acids. Lineage: Eukaryota; Fungi; Ascomycota; Pezizomycetes; Pezizales; Morchellaceae. The record is from RefSeq and is a predicted model, not a curated record. The transcript has 11 exons. Gene Ontology annotation, biological process: carbohydrate metabolic process.